Messenger RNA from Anopheles marshallii, 1833 nucleotides. RefSeq lists its product as uncharacterized. Gene Ontology annotation, molecular function: protein binding. Gene Ontology annotation, biological process: endoplasmic reticulum unfolded protein response. The record is from RefSeq and is a predicted model, not a curated record. The coding region runs from base 1 to 1833 and encodes 610 amino acids. Lineage: Eukaryota; Metazoa; Arthropoda; Insecta; Diptera; Culicidae. The transcript is spliced from 4 exons.
AUGGAUGUAACGUUGAUCGUGAAAGCUUCCAACCAGCAAUGCGAAGAUCUAACCAUCAAAUGCGAACCAUCCUGGACGAUUCGGCGACUAAAGGGACACCUGACGGAAGUCUAUCCGGGCAAGCCGAGCACUGAUGAACAGAAGCUGAUCUACUCCGGCCAGCUGCUCGGUGACAGUGUGGUCCUGAAGGACGUCCUUCGCCAGUACGAUGGUCAGCAGGCACACACGGUGCAUUUAGUGUUUACGCCAAAGAACAGCUAUUACGGGGGAGGCGGCAGCAGCAGUAGUAGCGGCGGUAGCAAAUCGAAUGCCAACAGCAAAAUGGUUUCGAAUGCAAGUGCAUCCGCUGCCGGGACGAGCAGCAGCAAUAAUGGUAGCAACAAUUCCAGUACCUCGCUCGGGUCUAGCCCAUCCUCCUACGAAAGAAGUGCGCGUGAAGGUGUACACAACGUCGAAGAAGCGAAUGGUGAUGGGCUCCGUCAACGUUCCGUUUCGCAGGCUCGGUCCACGGCAAGAACAACAAACCCGAGACCGUCGCAAUUUGUGGAGCAAACCGUCGCACUUGAAAAUUUCAUGCAACAAACAUACAUGCAAUACCUAAACCAAUAUAUUAAUCUAAUCAACGAACAGACAAAUGCGAAUGCUUUAUACUCUGCUACCGGUCUGCCAGGCGCUAAUGGAAGUAACGAAACGGCACCAUCGACUUUAAAUCCCCUUUCGGGAAAUCAACCAUUUCCAGCUGUUCCAUUCGUGCCGGUCGUACAAUCAGCGACACUGGUUGGAGGUUUCCCUAACCUUGCCUAUUAUCCCUGCAUGACGUCAGCCCCAUAUGCGAGUGGGUUUCCAUCCACCAGCAACAUUCCAACUGCUUCAUCCGAUGCUGGAAGUGUCCCAGGCGUACAAUCCGGCCCAAACCCUUUCUUACCAUCUUCCACGCAUCCUAGCACCGAUGUGGCAUCGGCUUCCGGUCAGCCAAUUCCCUCACCACAACACAUCCCAGGUAUGGUAAACCCAACAUCCUCCAGCUCAUCGAUAGAGGGUGGUGAGGCAAAUGCUGCCACAACUCCGGCAGCAGCUGCAAGUGGUGCAGAAACGGCUGCUGUAGCACCUGCGGAACAGGGCACGCCACAAGAUGCGGCCCCAGCAGCAGCAGCCCCAGCCCGAGCACGUCGGUUUCCCAAUAUUGUGGUCGAGGAGCAGGAAAACAACGAUUGGCUGGAUGUUUUCUUCAGCUUGUGUCGGUUCGGAAUUCUGAUCACGGUCAUUUAUCUUUAUUCGUCUCCGAUCCGAUGCCUGACGGUACUUUUCAUUGGUUUUAUGUUGUAUCUUAAAAAACAUCUACGACGUAUACCUCAGUUGCAAGCAAACCAAGAUGCUAAUGCCGUCGCAGCUCAACGGGAACAGCAGCCAGCGGUGGCUCAACCAAACAACAACAAUGUACCUGAGCACAACAAUCCAGACCAGCAGCUACCGAACGAAUCGGGUGCCGCUAGUGUGGAUAAUGUCGCCAAAACGCGCAACAGUGAAACGGAUAGCGCAACGGCUGGAACGUCUGGCCAGCAGGGAAGCAGCAGUACUAGCAGUAACGAUGCUUCAGUUGUCUCGCGCCCACGGACUAGCUCUGCCGGUCGAAGUACCGAACCAACCACAGCAAACGCGGUUGAAGAGGAGGAACAGCAGCAGCAGACGAUUAGCGAAGGUGAACCGGGGGCUGCCGCUGAACAACCGGCCGCUGAAGGUCAGCGGAUGACAUUCAACGAUAUGACUUCGUUUCUCGGCACGCUGGUGAUAACGUUCUUCACCUCCAUAAUCCCCGAUACGCCUGCAGCGUAA